Molecule: messenger RNA, 2538 nt
Organism: Solanum dulcamara
Lineage: Eukaryota; Viridiplantae; Streptophyta; Magnoliopsida; Solanales; Solanaceae
Product: probable inactive receptor kinase At2g26730
Exons: 2
Coding region: 218-2197 (659 amino acids)
Biological process (GO): protein phosphorylation
Molecular function (GO): ATP binding; protein binding; protein kinase activity
Source: RefSeq, a predicted model, not a curated record
AGCCCCACAUUCCACACUCACUCUUUCCUCCCCUUUAAACAGUCAUACAUUUAUCAAAAAGACAGUGACUGAUUUUUCUCUCUCUAAAAAAUUUAUCUUCUUUCAUGGCUUCUCGCCGGAAAAUCAAGAAUUCCCGCCGGAAACUAUAUUUUAACAGUAGUUGAAUUCACAUUCUUGAGUAAAACGGUCGGCACAAGAAUAUAAAGGGUUUUCAUUAAUGGCGGUGUUUUUAAGAUUUGUUUUUUGUGCUUUAUUCUUUCCUUUGCUCGGACUUACACAUUACCGGGUUUUGUCGGAGCCUACACAGGAUAAGCAAGCUCUCCUUGCUUUCUUCUCUCAGAUCCGACAUGCGAAUCGGGUUCAAUGGAAUUCUUCUACUUCUGCUUGUACUUGGUUCGGAGUUGAAUGUGACCCGAAUAAUUCUUUCGUUUAUUCACUGAGGCUUCCUGCUGUUGGUCUCGUCGGAAAAAUUCCUUCUAACACUUUAGGCCGGCUGACUCAACUUCGAGUUCUCAGUCUUCACGACAAUCGUCUAUCUGGUUUAAUCCCUUCGGAUUUUUCUAACCUUAAGCUUCUUCGUAGUCUCUAUCUCCAAAACAAUGGGAUUUCCGGCGAGUUUCCGAGGAGUCUUCCCGGGUUGACCCGGUUAAGCAGACUGGAUCUUUCGUCGAAUAACUUCACUGGUACUAUCCCUUUCUCUAUCAACAAUCUGACCCAUUUGACUGGACUUUUAUUGCAGAACAAUAGCUUUACUGGUACUCUUCCGAGUAUUAAUUCACCAGGCUUAGUGGAUUUCAGUGUGUCGAAUAAUAAUCUGAAUGGGUCAAUUCCUACCGCACUUUCCAAAUUCCCAGCUUCCUCUUUUGCUGGUAACAUUGAUUUAUGUGGAGGCCCAUUGCCUCCAUGUACCCCAUUUUUUCCUUCUCCUUCACCUUCACCUUCCACAGAACCAAAAACCCCUCCGUCAAUUAAGAAAUCCAAGAAGCUCUCUACAGCUGCCAUUGUUGGAAUUGCUGUGGGUUCAGCAAUUGGGGUUCUUCUCCUGUUGUUACUCCUUUUCUGCUGUUUACGUCGAAGAAAAAAGGACACAUCAACGGCACAAAAGCCUCCGGUAGCAUCAAGAGGCGCCGUGGCAGUAACAGGAGCAGCAGGAGAGGCAGGGACAUCAUCGUCUAAAGAUGAUCUAACGGGUGGUUCGGGUGAAGGGGAGAGGAAUAAACUUGUAUUCUUUGAUGGAGGUGGGUAUAGCUUUGAUCUUGAAGAUUUGUUGAGAGCUUCUGCAGAGGUACUAGGAAAGGGGAGUGUUGGAACAAGUUACAAAGCUGUUCUUGAAGAAGGUACUACAGUUGUGGUGAAAAGGCUUAAAGAUGUUGUGGUUCCAAGAAAAGAAUUUGAGCAACAAUUAGAGGUAUUGGGGAAGAUGAAACAUGAAAAUGUGCUACCUUUAAGAGCAUUUUACUACUCUAAAGAUGAGAAAUUGUUGGUCUCUGAUUACAUGCCUGCUGGAAGUUUAUCUGCUCUUCUUCAUGGUAGUAGAGGAUCAGGGCGUACGCCACUUGACUGGGAUAGUCGAAUGAGAAUAGUGUUAGGUGCAGCAAGAGGCAUUGCAUACCUCCAUAUUUCAGGAAAAGUUGUCCAUGGAAACAUCAAGGCUUCGAAUGUUCUCCUUAAACAAGAUAACCAGGAUGCGUGUGUAUCAGAUUACGGAUUGAACCCUCUUUUCUCCACGUCAGCACCAGUUAACCACCGUGUUGCAGGAUAUCGUGCACCUGAAGUUGUUGAAACUCGAAAAGUCACAUUUAAAUCUGAUGUGUAUAGCUUUGGAGUGUUAAUGUUGGAGCUCUUAACGGGGAAAGCUCCUAACCAAGCUUCACUAGGUGAAGAAGGCAUCGAUUUGCCUAGAUGGGUUCAAAGCGUUGUAAGAGAAGAAUGGACAGCAGAGGUAUUUGACGUUGAGCUAAUGCGAUACCAUAAUGUGGAAGAAGAGAUGGUACAACUACUUCAGAUAGGAAUGGCAUGUGUUGCUACCGUACCAGAUCAACGACCUGCCAUGACGGAGGUGGUUAGGAUGAUCGAAGAAAUGAAUAGAGGUGAUACGGAUGAUGGUCUUCGACAGUCCUCCGACGAUCCCUCUAAAGGUUCCGAAGGCCAAACACCUCAAGACUCUAGAGGUUCACCUCAUGGUGUUACACCAUAAAACUGAAAUUAAUCAUAAAAAUGGAUGGCUUGAUUUGUUAAAAAUUCUCAGGAAGCCUAAAGUAAAUUGUAUUAGAUUCUUAGGGGGACGUUUGGGGGGGGGAGCCUUUAUGUGUCUUUAUUUUAUUUAUAUUUUUUUUCUUCUUGAAAUUAUUUUGAGAAAAUUUGUGCAAUGAUUUUUACAGAUGGUUAGUUGAGGAAUUUGAAUAUUUAAGUGAAGUGAUUGGGAAAUUGGAAUUGACCGUGUGAGGGAUUCUCGGUUGUUUAAAAAAAACCAUCUGUUUCUUUUUUUUGGUAUAAAAAGCUGUUGUACGCAUCCAUUAUUUAUUUAUUAGUUAAAUA